AGAAGAAGAUUAGCCCUAGAAGUGUCGCCUAGUAAACCGUUAAGUGAAUACAGUAUAGCUAACGAAGUGACAACGCAAAACUCGACAAUAACAAAUGAAACUGUGAUAGAUCAUAGUGCCUUCCCCGAAAAUAGUUCUAUUAAUAAUACUGUCAGUCCGAUACAAAGUCAAAACAAAAAUACCGCUAAUAAUUGUGAUAUAGAAGUGAUAGAUUUAACAAAAUGUGAUGAUGAUAUUGAUACUAAAGAUAAUAAAGUAGUACCGAGCAUAUCUACCGACAGCUUAGAUAAAUGUACGAAAAGUGUCAAAGAAGAUCGAAACAGUAAAAUUCGUAAGCAACGAAAAUCCAAACAGAUUAAAAAUGAAACCAAAUGUGAAACUGAAGAAACACAAGAUAUGUCUCUUGUUCUCAGACCAGAAGCAGAAGGUUCAAGUCAAAGCGAUAUAGAAAGCGAACAGGGUAGUGUAGACCCUGAAUUAGAAGAAUUAUCGAAGCUCCGCUGUACGUCUGAAAUGACUGAAGUGGUAGCUGAAAGAGAGAAACGUCGUAGGAGAUGUGCUGAUUAUCCAGGACUUGCUUUCGCUAGUUCCAUAUUCAGUUCUGAUACUCUAAUGAAAUUUUCAAUUAUUAGAAACGAACUGCAUAAUAUUAUGAAUUCACAACUGAAACGUGUAAGUACAACUUGAAUAUCUCUCAUUUUAAUUAUAUUUAACCUAGCUAUCAAGUCAUUCGAUUCGAAUUCAUUUAUAUAAUGAGGUUUGAAAAACAUUCAUUUAUUUUUGUGAAAAUACUCAUUGUAAUUAUUGUAUUUUGAUAGAUAACGAAGGUAGAUGUUUGCAUUAUUUGUCAACAACAGCUAUUUUUAGAUUUUGAAACGGUUUUUGUAAACAUAUUUGAAUAUAUAAUGCAGAAAAUAUAACAAACGAAUUUGAUUAAGUUUCUUUCAAAAAAUUAUUUCAUUAAUGUGUUAAUAAUAAUAAUACAAUCAACGAAAAAAUGAUAUAAAUAUCGAGAUAGUUGUUUACGCAAACAAAAAUGAGAAAAAGUUGGGUUAGGAAAGUCAACUAGACCGAUUUUUAUGAUCCAACCUUAAAAUUAAAAUGUUUUGUUACUAAUAAAAAUAUUACACUAAGAACCAAUGCCUAAACGAGUCUUUUUUUUACGAAAUUCAACCAAUUAUCGUAUAUUUACAAUUAUUUUUUUUUAAUUAAAUACUGUUCAUAAAUCUCAUCGUGUUCCAAAUAAUAUCUACGUUAAUUAUUCAAUUCAUAAUUGAUAUGAAGAAUACGUGUCUAAUUCAUUUUUUUUUGUCACCCGAUAUAAAUAACGAUGACGACACGUUAGUUCUGACGUGACAAGUAAGUUUUAACAUACUUAAAGUUCGGUUAUAAACGAGCGGAAUAAUUUAAAUAUGUGUUAUAAAGAGAACAUCGAACAUGAUAUAUUCUCACAACGGAAUGUCGCAUUGUCUCCUAUUGUUAACAUUUUACUACAAAUUUUACAAACCCGAUUAAACGAUUGAAUGGCUGCCGUGCCUCAAUUCGAAUUCGGUACGGCGUUGUCAUAUCCAUUAAAAUAUCUAAUUAUUUUUUCAUAAAAAUUAUAACGUGAUAAUAACUUUUAUAUAACACGGAAAGUGUAAACUAUUUUAUCAAGAUAGAUAUCGUAAUUAUUUAUUUUGAUUUGAUUAAAUCAAAAGGUAAAAUACAUUUUUUUUAUUAUUUAUUAUUACGGAACGUGAUUAUAUACAUAUAUCAUUAGUAAAUACACUUAGUAAUAAAUCGUUUUAUGUUAAACGAUCGAUAAUUUCAAAAAAAUAAGCACAGGUGUAGCGAUUUUGAUUAGACAUUUCUUGGUACAUAUUUUAUAUUUACUAAAUAUGGCAUCGGCGCUUUUAUGGUAUAUCUAGCAGGUGUCAGAGGCGCACGCGUGUCAGCCAUUUUUCCCGGUGACUCGCCCAGUUGACUCAGGCGAACCGUACUAGAGUAGUUCGUAUUCGGUUUUUUCGUGAAGUGCCUGACUUUUUCAUUAAAAAAAAUGACUACCAAUAUCCAACAAGGUUCCCUUUUGGACGUGCUCAAGAAAAAAAUGAGGCAGACGAAAGAGGAAAUGGAAAGAUACAAAGAUGAAUGUGAGGAAUUUAACAAGAGACUCCAAGUUGAAAUUAUGAGACGAGAAGAGGCUGAAUCUGAAGUAGCCGCGCUCAAUCGUCGUAUUCAAUUAUUGGAAGAGGAUUUGGAACGUUCCGAGGAACGUUUAGCCACAGCCACAGCUAAAUUGGCGGAAGCCUCGGCGGCCGCCGAUGAAAGCGAAAGGCAGCGCAAAGUACUAGAAAAUCGUUCGCUGGCCGAUGAAGAACGUAUGGACGCCCUCGAAAACCAACUUAAAGAGGCCCGUUUCUUAGCAGAAGAAGCCGACAAAAAAUACGAUGAGGUAGCCCGUAAAUUGGCUAUGGUCGAAGCCGAUUUGGAACGUGCCGAAGAACGUGCCGAAGCCGGAGAAUCCAAAAUUGUAGAACUUGAAGAAGAACUUCGUGUAGUAGGAAACAACUUGAAAUCCCUCGAAGUAUCUGAGGAAAAAGCCAAUCAACGCGAAGAAGAAUACAAAAAUCAAAUAAAGAACUUGACCACUCGCCUAAAGGAGGCUGAAGCUAGAGCCGAAUUUGCUGAACGUUCAGUCCAGAAACUCCAAAAGGAAGUCGACAGAUUAGAAGACGACCUUUUGCUGGAAAAAGAAAAGAACAAAAUGCUCGCUGAUGAGAUGGAGGCUACUUUGCACGAUAUCCAAAAUAUGUAAAAAAAAAAAUAAAAAAUUAUCACACGUAUAUACACAAAAAAUUGUAAAACACCGAGAUAAAAAAAAGGCCGGCCUUCACUAACGCAUUCCCGUCUAAGAAUUUGCAUUCCAUUAAACGGAUAAAUCACUCGAUUUAAUUUUCUUUUGUUUUUCUGGAAAAAUCAUUCUCCUCACCCCCCACCGGUCGAAAAUUAAUUUUCAAAUGCCAUUUUUUCGAUAUAAAUUUUUAAUUGGAUUAAAUUAUUCAUAUGCUGAAUUAACCGAUAAAAAUUUUAUUGGAGAAGUACGAAAUUUUCAACACGGUGUUGCCGAAGUGUGAAAAAAUUAUUGAGAUUCAAAGAAAAAAUUUGAAUACGAAAUGAUUUUUUAAUUAAAUUUAUUCAAAUUAUUCGUUUGCCGAUUAAAUUGUUGGAAAUUGUGUUGAAAAAAUGAAAAAAAUACGAAAAUUCGUAACGCGGUGUUGCCAAAGUGUCAAAAAUAAUCGAGAUUCAAAGAAAGUUUAUUUUUUUUUAAUUAAAUUUAUUCAAAUUAUCAAUUUUCCGUAAAAAAAUUACGUUAAAACAAGAAAAACUACGAAAAUUCGUAACGCGGUGUUGCCAAAAUGUCAAAAAUAAUUGGGAUUCAAAGAAAGUUUAUUUUUUUUUUUCAAUAAAAUUUUUUCAAAUUAUCAAUUUUCCGUAAAAAAAUUACGUUAAAACAAGAAAAACUACGAAAAUUCGUAACGCGGUGUUGCCAAAAUGUCAAAAAUAAUUGGGAUUCAAAGAAAGUUUAUUUUUUUUUUUUCAAUAAAAUUUAUUCAAAUUAUCAAUUUUCCGUAAAAAAUUACGUUAAAACAAGAAAAAAUUCGAAAAUUCGUAACGCGGUGUUGCCAAAAUGUCAAAAAUAAUUGAGAUUCAAAGAAAGUUUAUUUUUUUUUUUUUCAAUAAAAUUUAUUCAAAUUAUCAAUUUUCCGUAAAAAAUUACGUUAAAACAAGAAAAAAUUCGAAAAUUCGUAACGCGGUGUUGCCAAAAUGUCAAAAAUAAUUGAGAUUCAAAGAAAGUUUAUUUUUUUUUCAAUAAAAUUUAUUCAAAUUAUCAAUUUUCCGUAAAAAAUUACGUUAAAACAAGAAAAAAUUCGAAAAUUCGUAACGCGGUGUUGCCAAAAUGUCAAAAAUAAUUGAGAUUCAAAGAAAGUUUUUUUUUCAAUAAAAUUUAUUCAAAUUAUUCGUUUGCCGAUUAAAUUGUUGGAAAUUGUGUUGAAAAAAUGAAAAAAAUACGAAAAUUCCUAACGCGGUGUUGCCAAAAUGUCAAAAAUAAUUGAGAUUCAAAGAAAGUUUAUUUUUUUUUUCAAUAAAAUUUAUUCAAAUUAUCAAUUUUCCGUAAAAAAUUACGUUAAAACAAGAAAAACUACGAAAAUUCGUAACGCGGUGUUGCCAAAAUGUCAAAAAUAAUUGGGAUUCAAAGAAAGUUUAUUUUUUUUUUUUUCAAUAAAAUUUAUUCAAAUUAUCAAUUUUCCGUAAAAAAUUACGUUAAAACAAGAAAAAAUUCGAAAAUUCGUAACGCGGUGUUGCCAAAAUGUCAAAAAUAAUUGAGAUUCAAAGAAAGUUUAUUUUUUUUUCAAUAAAAUUUAUUCAAAUUAUUCGUUUGCCGAUUAAAUUGUUGGAAAUUGUGUUGAAAAAAUGAAAAAAAUACGAAAAUUCGUAACGCGGUGUUGCCAAAGUGUCAAAAAUAAUCGAGAUUCAAAGAAAGUUUUUUUUCAAUAAAAUUUAUUCAAAUUAUCAAUUUUCGGUGAAAAAUUACGUUAAAACAAGAAAAAAUUCGAAAAUUCGUAACGCGGUGUUGCCAAAGUGUCAAAAAUAAUCGAGAUUCAAAGAAAGUUUUUUUUUUUUUUCAAUAAAAUUUAUUCAAAUUAUCAAUUUUCCGUAAAAAAUUACGUUAAAACAAGAAAAAAUUCGAAAAUUCGUAACGCGGUGUUGCCAAAAUGUCAAAAAUAAUUGAGAUUCAAAGAAAGUUUAUUUUUUUUUCAAUAAAAUUUAUUCAAAUUAUCAAUUUUCCGUAAAAAAUUACGUUAAAACAAGAAAAAAUUCGAAAAUUCGUAACGCGGUGUUGCCAAAAUGUCAAAAAUAAUUGAGAUUCAAAGAAAGUUUUUUUUUCAAUAAAAUUUAUUCAAAUUAUUCGUUUGCCGAUUAAAUUGUUGGAAAUUGUGUUGAAAAAAUGAAAAAAAUACGAAAAUUCCUAACGCGGUGUUGCCAAAAUGUCAAAAAUAAUUGAGAUUCAAAGAAAGUUUAUUUUUUUUUUCAAUAAAAUUUAUUCAAAUUAUCAAUUUUCCGUAAAAAAUUACGUUAAAACAAGAAAAACUACGAAAAUUCGUAACGCGGUGUUGCCAAAAUGUCAAAAAUAAUUGGGAUUCAAAGAAAGUUUAUUUUUUUUUUUUUCAAUAAAAUUUAUUCAAAUUAUCAAUUUUCCGUAAAAAAUUACGUUAAAACAAGAAAAAAUUCGAAAAUUCGUAACGCGGUGUUGCCAAAAUGUCAAAAAUAAUUGAGAUUCAAAGAAAGUUUAUUUUUUUUUCAAUAAAAUUUAUUCAAAUUAUUCGUUUGCCGAUUAAAUUGUUGGAAAUUGUGUUGAAAAAAUGAAAAAAAUACGAAAAUUCGUAACGCGGUGUUGCCAAAGUGUCAAAAAUAAUCGAGAUUCAAAGAAAGUUUUUUUUCAAUAAAAUUUAUUCAAAUUAUCAAUUUUCGGUGAAAAAUUACGUUAAAACAAGAAAAAAUUCGAAAAUUCGUAACGCGGUGUUGCCAAAGUGUCAAAAAUAAUCGAGAUUCAAAGAAAGUUUUUUUUUUUUUUCAAUAAAAUUUAUUCAAAUUAUCAAUUUUCCGUAAAAAAUUACGUUAAAACAAGAAAAAAUUCGAAAAUUCGUAACGCGGUGUUGCCAAAAUGUCAAAAAUAAUUGAGAUUCAAAGAAAGUUUUUUUUUCAAUAAAAUUUAUUCAAAUUAUUCGUUUGCCGAUUAAAUUGUUGGAAAUUGUGUUGAAAAAAUGAAAAAAAUACGAAAAUUCGUAACGCGGUGUUGCCAAAGUGUCAAAAAUAAUCGAGAUUCAAAGAAAGUUUUUUUUCAAUAAAAUUUAUUCAAAUUAUCAAUUUUCGGUGAAAAAUUACGUUAAAACAAGAAAAAAUUCGAAAAUUCGUAACGCGGUGUUGCCAAAGUGUCAAAAAUAAUCGAGAUUCAAAGAAAGUUUUUUUUCAAGUAAAUUUAUUCAAAUUAUCAAUUUUCGGUGAAAAAUUACGUUAAAACAAGAAAAAAUACGAAAAUUCGUAACGCGGUGUUGCCUAAAUUUGAAAAAAAAUCUGUUUUGAAAAAAAUUCAAAUACGAAAUUCGAAAUUUUUCCAACAAAAUUAUUUAACUCAUUCAUUUCUCGUAUAAAUUUAAAAAAAAAUUGUGAAAAAGCAAAAGAAUACUAAAUACAGUGUUGCCUAAGUGUUUGAAAAAAUUGAGAUUUAAUGAAAAAAUUCAAAUACAUUUUAUGAUAUUUUUCCAAUUCAAUUACCAAUUUUCCGUAAAAAAUAUAUACGAAAAUUCAUUACAAUGUUGCCUAAGUGUAAAAAAAUAAGAGAUUUAAAGAAAAAUUCAAAUUUUUUUGUUCCAAACCGAUAAAUUCGUAAUUAUUUCAAAAAAAAUGACACAAAUUGCCAAAAUUCACGUCGAGGUUGAUAGAUAAGAUGAUAACUUCAUUUUUUACAAAUUGUUUGGCGGCAAUAUACAAAAAACGAAUUUAUAUCUAAGCAUUUAAAUGACGCGAAAAUAAUUAUUGGUGCUUAGAUAUCCGUAUUAGCUUUGUUUGUAUUUAAAGAGGCGUUGAUCUCUGAAUUAUUGCAAUAUCUGUAGGAUCAACACUGCCAUUGGUCGAAAGUUACUUCUUCGGUUGAAAAAAAAAAUAUUUAUCGGUUCAUAAUUUUGUAUAUUGUACAUUUUUAUACAUUAGCGAAUUUUUGUAAUGCAAAUAAAUUUACGAAUUUUUUUUAAAUUGAUACUUCCAAGCAACCGGCGAUUCAACUUCUCGUCGAAACGUAUUUUUGAAGAAUCUUUUUUCUUAAAAAAAAAAAUUCGUAUAUUUAAUAUGUCUUGUUCAUAAAGGACCCAUCCACGACGUUCGAUUUCUAUUAAUUUAUUUUUAUUAUUGUUUAAUUUAAGUAAAAAAAUUCGCUCUAGAAAAAAAAA
Messenger RNA from Diorhabda carinulata, 6989 nucleotides. RefSeq names its product tropomyosin-2. Bases 2039 to 2797 code for a protein of 252 amino acids. NCBI's taxonomy places the organism in Eukaryota, Metazoa, Arthropoda, Insecta, Coleoptera, Chrysomelidae. Gene Ontology annotation, biological process: muscle contraction; actin filament organization. Gene Ontology annotation, cellular component: actin filament. The record is from RefSeq and is a predicted model, not a curated record. Gene Ontology annotation, molecular function: actin filament binding. The transcript is spliced from 8 exons.